AUGGUUCGAAAAAGCUUUAAUGAGGAUGAAGAAAAGAUUAUUCUAACUCGAUUUCUGGAGCGGGGAUAUCACCUGACCCGGAAACAUAAAGAAAAAGAGGUGAUAAUAACAUCUGUCCGUACCGAGCUAUAUCUAAAACACGGCAAAAAGUACCAGAAGGAACCAAUACAAAAUAAAUUUUGCGACCUAAAACGCCUUCACCCUGAACUUGUUAAUGAAUACAGUCAGCGAUUACGGCCAGGGGUUCCCGUUCCUUCUAUACGACCAAGAACUUCUAAAAAGAAGGUGGUCGCAGCAACGGAUGAGGAGGAAGAGUUGGAGGAGCAGGCAGAGGAGGAGCAGCCUGGACCCUCCUCUGAUCCAGGACCAUCACAGCAAGGGGAUUCCUCCCCCCCACCUCCAGAAGAGGGGGACAAGGAGGUCUACACCCCCAACCAGGAGGUUAUUAGAAAACUUAAAAAGAGGCUCCUUGAGCAUCGAAAAUCCGAAGCCAAGGCAAUGCUGGCUAUAAAAGCAGAGAAAAAAAAAAUAGGGCUUCUUCAGACUCGGUCACAGAGGCAUCAGCGUCAGCUGGAUGAUAAUUACAGGAAGCUGGAGGAGCAGAGGAAGAUCCAGAAUGAAGAGCUCCUGGAGAUCCAGCAAGAACUCCAAAGUUUGCCUUAG
Molecule: messenger RNA, 663 nt
Organism: Bufo bufo (common toad)
Lineage: Eukaryota; Metazoa; Chordata; Amphibia; Anura; Bufonidae
Exons: 4
Coding region: 1-663 (220 amino acids)
Source: RefSeq, a predicted model, not a curated record